This is a messenger RNA of Raphanus sativus (radish), 348 nucleotides long. RefSeq lists its product as uncharacterized. The record is from RefSeq and is a predicted model, not a curated record. NCBI's taxonomy places the organism in Eukaryota, Viridiplantae, Streptophyta, Magnoliopsida, Brassicales, Brassicaceae. The coding region runs from base 1 to 348 and encodes 115 amino acids. The transcript has a single exon.
AUGGCUAACACUAGAAUCCAAGCUAUUACCCUGUUCAUUAUUUUAGCUUUGGUUUGCGCGUUUGUUCCUACUUUCUCUGUCGAAGAAGCUGAAGCAAAAUCACUAUGGGAUACAUGUCUUCUUAAAAUCAGUCCCAAGUGUGCAUUGGAUAUAAUUGGUGUUGUCUUUGAAAAUUUAACCAUCACUGAUUCAUGUUGCCACGAUCUUGUUCAGGAAGGAAAAAUGUGUAACGAUAAACUUAUCAAAUAUAUUGCGUUCAAACCACUCCUAAUUGCCAACGAAACGGAGUAUUUGAAGAAGAGUGAUGAUUUGUGGACUCAUUGUGUCUCAAUCUCCCCAACUGCUUAA